Molecule: messenger RNA, 927 nt
Organism: Pseudoliparis swirei
Lineage: Eukaryota; Metazoa; Chordata; Actinopteri; Perciformes; Liparidae
Product: olfactory receptor 11A1-like
Exons: 1
Coding region: 1-927 (308 amino acids)
Biological process (GO): G protein-coupled receptor signaling pathway
Cellular component (GO): membrane
Molecular function (GO): olfactory receptor activity; G protein-coupled receptor activity
Source: RefSeq, a predicted model, not a curated record
AUGUUCAACGCCACGCAGCUUCCAUACUUCACGUUAAGUGCCUACUUUGACACGGGGCUUCUCAAGUACUUAUCCUUUAUCAUCAUCAUGUGUCUGUACAUGUUGGUUGUGUUCACCAACGUGCUGCUCAUCGUGGUGAUCUGCAUGAACAGAAGCUUACAUGAACCCAUGUACCUUUUCCUCUGCAGCCUGUGUGUGAAUGAGCUGUUUGGGAGCACAGGGUUGUUUCCAUUCCUUCUGGUUCAGAUCCUCUCAGACUUUCACACGGUUUAUGCUCCACUUUGUUUCCUGCAGAUUUUCUGUGUGUACACUUAUGUUUGUGUAGAGUUUCUCAACUUAGCCAUCAUGUCUUAUGACAGGUAUCUGGCCAUCUGUUAUCCUCUCCAGUACAACAGCCGUAUGACCUAUAACAAGGUGGCCGUGCUCAUUGGUGUAACCUGGUUAUUCCCAGUUGUUGGUAUUCUCGUGUUGAUCUCGUUGAGUGCUCGUUUGCAGCUGUGUGGGAACGUCAUCGACAAAGUUUACUGUGGAAACUACUCCAUCGUGAAGCUGGCCUGCUCCGACACCCGAGUGAACAACAUCUAUGGACUCCUUUACACGGUCGUCUCCAUCAUCGUUCCUCUGGUUCUCAUCUUCUACUCGUACGUGAAGAUCCUGAGAGUUUGUUUCUCUGGGUCCAAACAGACCCGGCAGAAAGCGGUCAGUACCUGCACCCCUCACCUCGCCUCCCUGCUCAACUUCUCCUUCGCUAGUUGUUUUCAGAUAUUACAGAGCAGGUUUAAUAUGAGCAAUGUCCCCAAUGUGUUGGGCAUUUUUUUAUCCUUGUACUUCCUGACAUGCCAGCCUCUCUUCACCCCGGUGAUAUACGGCCUGAAUAUUUCCAAAAUACGCAUCAUAUGUAAACGUAUCUUGUCUGGUAAAAUGUAG